Messenger RNA from Botrytis deweyae, 1560 nucleotides. RefSeq lists its product as uncharacterized. The record is from RefSeq and is a predicted model, not a curated record. Bases 1 to 1560 code for a protein of 519 amino acids. NCBI's taxonomy places the organism in Eukaryota, Fungi, Ascomycota, Leotiomycetes, Helotiales, Sclerotiniaceae. The transcript is spliced from 5 exons.
AUGAAGAGCUAUCUCCCUCUCGAAUUGUGGAUAUUACUCGCUGAUCAGCGAUUACCAAAGAAGACUCUAUCCACCUUAUGUUUGACAUCCAAGACACUCAAUGAAGUUUUCAGACCUGCGCUUUACCGUGAGAUUGUUUUACCAGAAUUUGCAGAUGGGGUAAUUCAGUCAAACAAUGGAAAAUUAUGGGACAUCUCCCAACUUCCUUUUGAGACCCAUCUCCGUCACAUACGUCGAUUAGACUCUAGUUUUGUUGUCUGGCGUACCCGGGCUCUCCUUACCAGGUGUUUAGACAGAAUGUCAAAUCUAGAAAGCUGUUCCAUUAGCACGGUUCCUACCUUCGCAGCUUAUUUCCAUCUCAAUAAAAUCAGGGAUGUCUACAUCGAUCUAUGGAAGAAUACACGCGACUUUUCGAGUUUUCAUGGAUGGUCAAAUGUUCCAGAUUUCAGAAACCUGCAUAGUCUAGAUUUGAGGGGCCUGAAGGGUGACCUGAAUGUUCUAGGCACGAGUAUUGCCAAAAUUCUUUUUAACGAUGGUAUGCCUACCAUUACGGCACUCGGUCUCGAUUUAGAAGAACUUCAGGGAAGCGUAACCACAAAUAACUUAUUCUUGGAUAUUUUUGCAGUAUUCGACAGAAGUAGACGAGCCAUUGGAAAGCCAGAUCUACGACUGAACUUGCGAGAUCUCAUAUUGGGAAAAGGGAUGUACCAUCAGUCCGCUGGCAUGGACGAGCAAUACGACCGUAAACAGUGGCGAUUAUCAAAACUUUCAGAUGUAACGAAGCUUCGUACAUUACGACUAUUGAACGACCCAUGUUUUGAAGGAAAUUACUGGGAGCCAUAUGAAACCAUACAUUUGGAGUUGUUUGAUGGCAUCACUGCUCUCCAGAGAGUUUCUGUGGAAUUCGUGAGUCAAGAAGUUGUAAAAUUACUUCAUCACUUAAUCAUGAUGAAGGAUUCAUCGAAUCAAACAACCCUACGAGAGUUUCAAGCAACCCUCGACGGCACGGUUCAAUCGCGAAUACCUGGCUCUCCUAGCCUCUGUGAGGUUUUGUCUCAGAUUAUGCAAUUUGAGUGGCGUCAGCUAUUGAUAUCAGGCGAAGAAAGUUGUAUGGAGCGAAUUUACGAGGCUUCUUGGGAUGAGCCUUCAUAUCAGUGGGAGGAGCUGGGAAUUUCGUGGAUUAAUUGGGAUCAACAUCGCGAUGCACUUCUCCAGCUCUCAAAGCUUCGUAUUCUAAUGUUCUCUUACGCCACAGUGACUGUUAGUGGUAAGCGGUCACAAGUUACAACCUGUAAAGAGGAUGCGUUUAGUCUCGCUAAGAGGAUCUUUACUGCUUUCCAAGAACAUGCGAAGAAUCAGAGAAGGGAUUCAAACCUAAGAUAUGUUGGUAUUGAUGAAUGGGUUUUCACUUCUUUGUGGUUGCCCUUUUCAGAGCUCAAUGGUGCGCGCAAUGGAGCUGAGAUCGUGCAGCUGGAUAAGGAAGAAGCUAGAACGUUUCAUUUUAUGCGAAUGAAUGAAAAACUGGAGAUUGGGAAGUAUAGGUUGGGAAGAAGGUGGUAA